AUGUCAUCGUCUAUGCCAUCGUCCAUGCCAUCGCCAUGCUUUACCCGACGCACUGUCAUCUGGAAGCAGCUUGCGCUUCGCAGUGAUGUAGAUGACAUCAUUCUUGAGCUUUUGGGACAAUUCUCUCUCGAGAAACUGUACCUUUCGGCUGGAGAAAAGACAAGAUAUCAGACUGUCAUGAUCAAUCUCUUGGUCCAACUCGAUGCUAUCUUCUACAUCCAGCGUCUUACAAUACCAUCUCGCCAACUGCAACCUGGCCUAUUUCUAGGCUUUCUUGUCAGCUGGGAGGUUGCUGCGCGCACCGUCGAAUUAAUCCUUCAGACUAUUGUCGAAGGACGUGAUAAUCUCUGGGAAGCCACAGCCUUGCGAGACGAAUAUCUCGCCGAGUUUCUGCUCGGCGCCCUUCGCGUCCUUCAGCUCCAUCCCCGAUCACCGCCUUUACAGCGUCCAAAGGAUCGUCGUGCCAGAUUUGCCAGGAUUCAUCGACUAUUAGAACAGAUAUUCGACGCCUACCCCGGCCAAAAGUCAUUCCUACUCACAGUGUGCAAGGAGAUUACCCAACGUCUCCAUGAGGAUGCCAGCUCAUUGUCUCUACCACCAAAAAUGCAGCAGGCUGCCCCGAACUUGACUACCGAGAUGUAUCCACUCACUGCAUGUCUACUGCCGCCAUACAUACUGGAGCUGGUUCCAGCCGACACUCCUUCACCCAGCUGGAUAUCGCAGUUCCUCGCACUGCGGGACAUCGCCCAGUAUAUAAUAGGCGCGUCCUUACAGUACUCUGCCAAAUCCGAGACAUGCGAUGAGCAGCUGUUUCGACAUUCACUGGCCUCUCGAAACGCCAUUUUCGCGGCUCUGCAAAAUCUACAAAUACCGAGCCAGUUCUCAAAAGUCGACGUCGUGGCAUCCUUCAACGCUUACUUCCGCUUGAUUCUAUGGCACACACCAGAUCUGGCGCAUUCUAGCCUCAAUGAGUGCAGCAGAGGCGAAUAUGUACCCGACGCGCUGGACGAACUAACAGAAAGGUUGACGCAGCGGCGAGCUAUCCAGCGCUCAAGCGAUAGAGAGAUGACCUUGAACAUCUCCAAGAUUACCAGAAGCAUACAAAUUCAAGACGACCCGGAAGGAAGCUACAUAACAUCACAAAGCCCUUCGCAAUACGUGCUCAAUUGUCCAAGUAGCCAUACAGUCGGAGGGUCACAGUUGAGGGCGACUGGAGUUACUACUACCCUCGAUUCGACUCCUCUGAAUGAGGUCAAAUUACCGGAGCAAGCCACAUGUAUAAAGUGCGAUGAACGUGUCACUGUCGCACGCGAACUUCCUCUAGCAAGAAAGGCUUGGGAGCUGUUAAGCCCACUUCAGGUUCCUGCUGAUUCCGUCAACGCCGAGCGGCACAUGUCGAACAGUUUCCAGCUGAGCUCUCCUGAUACUGAGCCUCACGACAUAUAUAGUUACAGCACUUUUACAGCGGGCCUCGGUGGACAUCUUCCGACAACCCUCGACUCGAGCAUGAUGCCAGCACGACCACAGUCCAUGACGAAAGAUACUGCGCCCUCAAUCAUGGAUCUGUCGAGCAACAAUUCUUUAGGGCCUUCAUAUUCCAUUUCUAAAAAGAAGAACUCGCUUCUUGCUCACAUCAGUCCCUGGAUCACUGCGGAACCGCCAAAACGAGACACGUCGCCUGAAAUUGACCCAGGCAGCAGCUACUCGCAGCAAGGCAACAGCUCAGUGGCAGAGUUGUCGUAUUUCUCAAUAGACACCAUGCAAUCUCACAAACCCAGCAAUACGGAGCCAUCGAUCACAUCUCCUGCUGCUACAAGAUCACCACCCGGCCCCGACAAAGCGCGUCAACGAUGGAGAGUACCCAUUCCAUUCGCUUCAGCAAAACGACCAUUACCCACAGUUUCGGGAGAUUCGAGCUCAUUCUCGUCGAAUCCAAUCGAUGAACAGCCUAUGGAGGAAAUUCCACUCAAAGGACUAGUGGGCUCGGGAUUGAAACCUUCUACCAAAACCAAGGCUGCCGCGAGCAUACACGUCGCACUGUCGCAAAAUUCGUCGUAUGGGCUACUAUGGAGUCAGUUCAUGAUUCACGUCUGGGAUCUCAGCACAACACCGCCUAGUCAAAUUCGAACUAUCCCAACAGAAAGUACAUGUAUUUUGGCGACGGUUGGCAAACGCCAUGCUGCAUACGUGAUUGGCAGCCGUGAGCUAAAGCUAACACUUCGCAUAAUGGAUCUAACCCAAACCAUGCCAACAGUCACCGAAUACAGAGUGCCAUCAAUUCCAUGGUGCAAAAGUAUUGCAAUCGAUCGACAGGAGAACUAUGUUGUGGUAGGGUUCGAAAAUUCUCUAGUUCGAUUUUUCAAAACUGCAAAGUCGGAACAGCCACGAGAAGAUCACCUGCUUUCCACGCUUCACAGCACGGGCAAAAAUCUUGCGUCAGUCGAUACGCUUGCCUUUUCGCAAGACGGCCUCAGCCUCUUGGCGAGCACACGCAGUACCAAGGGCGUCGUGCAGAUAUACCUAUGGCGCUUUCCAUUCGACAAUUUCGAAGAGCUCACUGGAUGCCGGUACCCUGUGCCCAUGCACGAGUCGGAAGACAAUGGCAUAUCGUCAGUAGUAAUGCGAUCGCAACAAGGCGCUGAGGAGGGUUUGAUAUGCGUCACGACAUGGACCCAGUCUGGAACACCGGUCUUUAUCCAACAAAACGAUGGGAAUCGGACAGAGAUCAAAGCGGCACCAGGUGCCACGCAUGGAAAGCUUGGCAAUCGAAUCAGAUGUGCAACAUUUUCUGCCUCGGGUAGAGAAUUGGCCCUGGUCAAUGACAAAGGCCACCUUUACCUUGCAUCGAAUCUCAACUCCAAGCCAAUCGAAGUUCGCCGUAGAGCAACUUCGCGAGAGCUGACCUCAAAAGGCUGUGCGCUGGCCUUAUCUUUUAUGGAUAUAGACUCUGAAGAAAUGGCUGUGGUACUAUGGGUUGAUCCAUCCCGCGGCAAGGCUUUUAUGAGGAAAACUCUAGUGGGUAGAAGAGUGAGUCAAUACUAA
Beauveria bassiana ARSEF 2860 is the source of this 3042-nucleotide messenger RNA. RefSeq names its product WD40 repeat protein. NCBI's taxonomy places the organism in Eukaryota, Fungi, Ascomycota, Sordariomycetes, Hypocreales, Cordycipitaceae. Gene Ontology annotation, molecular function: protein binding. The record is from RefSeq and is a predicted model, not a curated record. Bases 1 to 3042 code for a protein of 1013 amino acids. The transcript is spliced from 4 exons.